AUGUCUGUGAUUGUACAAGACGGGACCAUAACCUCGAUCCAACCCACGGCAUCAGUGCCGCCACCCUUCAAAAACCUUCCGACCACGUUCGUCCCGGUCCUGAUGCCCGGUCUGUGGGAUUGUCACAUCCACCUCCUGGGCAGCAAGACAUUCAACUUCUCCGAGAUUGCCACCCAGUCGACGGCUCUUGCUGGCGCCAGAAUUGCCCGUAAUGUACACGACAUUUUAAUGAGCGGGUUCACCUCCGUGCGCGAACUUGCUGGCUACGGGCUUGAAGUCUCCAAGGCGAUCGAAGAAGGCACCCUCGUCGGACCAAAUAUAUACUCUUCAGGAGCUGCGAUAUCCCAGACUGCAGGACACGGAGACGUUUUUGACCUACCCUGGGGAUUCGUCGGCUCUCUCUUUGGAGUGAGGGAUACUCAAGCGAACGGAUUGUCCCCAGGUACAGGACCGAUGAUCAUCGCCGACGGCAUCGACGAGUGUCGACGCGCCGUCCGGCUGCUAGUUCGACGAGGCGCCAAAUGCAUCAAGGUUUUCGCGAGCGGCGGCGUGCUGAGCAUUGCCGACGACCCUAUGCGCCAACAGUUCUCACUCGACGAGUUGAAAGUUAUUGUGGAAGAGGCCAGGCGUGCAGGGCGUGUCGUGGGCGCGCACUGCCACGGCAAGGCCGGAAUUAUGGCCGCAUUGUACGCGGGCGUCCACAGUAUCGAGCACGGAACGUACAUGGACGAGGAGUGCAUCGAGCUCAUGAAGGAGCGAGAGGCCGUGUACGUGCCGACGCGGACGAUCGUCAAAGUCGGCGUCGACCAUCCGGAGCUCAUGUCGCCGGAAUCGUACCGGAAGAUGCUGGAGACGGCGAAGUACCACCGUACCGCGUAUCGUCUGGCUGUGCAGUCCGGCGUCAAGAUCGCCUUGGGUACCGACCUGGGCAUCAGCACGCCCGCAACGCACCCACUGGCGCACGGCCGAAGCGGCGGCGAACUCUCCUACGCGGUCAGCGACGGCGGCAUGGAGCCCUUGGCGGCCAUUGAAGCCGCAACGGCCAUGGGGCCCGAAGUGCUCGGAUCUCUAGGCAUGGCGCCUAAGAGCGGUAGGAUCGAAGUCGGGUACGACGCCGACCUGAUCGCCUUGAACAUGAAUCCUCUGGAGAACAUGGACGUGUUCAAAGAGCCAAAGAACAUCACGCAUGUGUGGAAGGGCGGGCGGCUGUUUAAGAGUCCCUCGCAUGUCUGA
Fonsecaea nubica is the source of this 1233-nucleotide messenger RNA. RefSeq lists its product as hypothetical. Lineage: Eukaryota; Fungi; Ascomycota; Eurotiomycetes; Chaetothyriales; Herpotrichiellaceae. The transcript has a single exon. The record is from RefSeq and is a predicted model, not a curated record. Gene Ontology annotation, molecular function: hydrolase activity, acting on carbon-nitrogen (but not peptide) bonds. The coding region runs from base 1 to 1233 and encodes 410 amino acids.